CAAAGGCACAAAUGUUUAAAUAUCAACCGAUCUCCUCCUCCUCAUUUUUUUUCAAGUAAAACUACAACGCGAAUGCAUAAUAGUUGACGAAGUUCCAUUUUCUCCUUAACUGCCUGCGUCGAUCUUUCCCCCAUUUUCAGUCUCAAGCAUUUAACCAGUCGAUUUCAUCUGUACUCUAUUAGUCCACGUAGGUCUCUUUGUUUUUCAAACAUGGGUUUGGCAUCUGUUAACAUAGAAAGUGAAGGCAUGCAAUUUUGCAUAUUUGAUUUGAGGAGGGGACAACAAGAAGGGCUGGAGCUAGAUAAGAUUUUAUUCUUCUUUCCAGCUGAUUCGCCCCUGUCAAAACAACUUUCUGUCAUAGGGCUUGGUGAGGGACUCAUCACAUUUACAAGAAUUUUCUCUCCAGAAGCAGCAUGUGAUGUCAUAUUAGCAGAGAGGCAUUCUCAUGUUUUUUUUGAGGCAGAGCCAGAUAUCUGGAUGACGAUGGUAGUAGAAAAAAGUGUGGAGUCAGAAGCCACCUGGCGGAUUGAGGCAUUGAGAGAGGUUCUUAAGGAAGUUCACUCUCUAUUUAUGAUGUUCCAUGGAUCUAUAAGAGCAAUCCUUGAUAGAGAACCAAGUGGAGGACUAAUUCGUGCUCAUUUGUACCCUUUCAUUGUGGAUUAUCUAAGUGAUUUUCUUGUUGGGAAGAAACUCCACUUACCUUCAUUUCGUGACUGUUUAAUGAAGCGCAGAACUGUGCAGAUGUUGACUGUUGGGAGAGAGGCUGCAAUUGAAGUUCAGUUGCUUGUCAGGAUACUAGAAUCUAGUGCUGGGACCACGCCUUGCUACUCAUUGAUUUUGUUCAAGGACCUGCUUGUAUCCACAACAGUCUCUCCGGAUGAGACGAUAAAUUUAUUUGCAUAUGCUAUUCUAAGGUUGACCCCUCAUGCUCUAUCCCCUGGAGGAAGUUCCUGGUCUUAUUUACUCAGAGGAAAAACUGUGUCCCAUGUUGAUACAGCAACUACCUUGGCUCACCAUGGAGCUGCUUCAGAACAUAAUUAUCAGUUGCAUGAUAAUUCUCCUAGCCAAGUUGAUGGGUAUGAUGUUAAAAGGCCCUUACAGAAGAACCAAUGGUCUAAAGGAGCAGAUGGUUUUCUUGUCACUGAUAUUUGGAAUGGAGACAGGGAUAGCUCGACUUCUGCCACCCCUACAAUUUGGCUGCACCAAACACAAGAAAAAAUGUAUCUUUGUGCCUAUCAAUAUAGAGAGCUUACCUUAAUCCUUCUGAUACCUGUUUCCUCCAUUUAUAAUAGGGAGCAAGGUAUUUCCCUGAUAAAGCGGCAAGUUCUUGAAAAUGCAUCGCUUAAUAUCUUGAAAGUUGAAGAGAGAUUAUCAAAAGGAUGGGGUGGUAAGAAUGCUUAUCAUGUCAAGGGUUAUCGUUACUUACUGGUUGAUGAUGAAAGGAAUAUUUCCAGGGCUUCUCCACCUGUAAAGGUUUCAACCCUCAGAAAGGAAUCUUUACUUGCCAUGAGCAAGCUUAUAGAAGAAUUAGAUUUGGAAAAGAGAAGAGAACAAUGGGAUAGCACAGACCACGAGAAAGAUUUGGAAAUUUACAUUAGAGCGAAAAACAAUGCCUGGGUGAUUGCUCAAACUACAAGAGGGAAAGAGCUUUAUAUGGUGCUAGAAAAAGCAGACGAAACACUUCUUUAUGCCUCUGAUGCUGCAGAGAAGUUCAGCACAAGGUAUUGUGGUGGCACUUUCUCUCUGGAUUAGGAAAACCGUACCUAUCUCAUAUGUUUGUAUCUGUAAGCAAAUAAUCCAUAGAAGGGGAACAAUGUCCCUCUACGUUUAAAAUAGUCAUACAUGUGUGUGCAGCAAAUGAUCUUCUGUUGUAAGAGAUGCCAUUUUGAUAUUUAUAAUCUGUAACAAUGAGAUCAAAAUAGAAAGUCCAUACUCUUGCAGGCAAUGAAUAUUGACUAAUACUUUCUCAUUUUUAUAAAA
This is a messenger RNA of Jatropha curcas, 1980 nucleotides long. Its product is annotated as vacuolar fusion protein CCZ1 homolog B. Lineage: Eukaryota; Viridiplantae; Streptophyta; Magnoliopsida; Malpighiales; Euphorbiaceae. Gene Ontology annotation, biological process: vesicle-mediated transport. Gene Ontology annotation, cellular component: intracellular membrane-bounded organelle; Mon1-Ccz1 complex. The record is from RefSeq and is a predicted model, not a curated record.